AUGACCGAGCAAUUCAUGCCAUCAAAGGCUUUUGGCCAACAACCACGGAGCGCUGGCCCCUCUCUUCUGGCCUGCCUUCUCUGUCGCCACAAGCAUCUCAAAUGCGAUGGGAUGACUCCCGUCUGUAGCCGCUGCGCUACUGCCGGUGCAGAAUGCCAAUAUACCCCUUCUCGACGAGGGUACAAGGGCCCGUCCAAGAAGCGGCGCGCCAACCCAUCACCUGAGGAAGAGGUGACGGACAUCACACCUGCAUUUGAUCCGAAUACGGUCGGUCUAUAUAACGUCCCCAAUGUCCCUGUCGACUGGAACUUUCAGAGUUCCUUCACGUAUAUGCCUACGACGGCAACUCUCCCCGCCUCUACGCCCUCGGAAAGUUCCAUUUUCGUGGAACAACCGGCCGCCACUGCGCAGCAACUUCUCGUAAAGAAUGCACCCCUAACUCCAGAGUCAUCGACGUCUAUUGCGAACGAUGGUUAUCUGGUUGAUAUUUACUAUCAGUUUUUCCAUCCUUCGCAUCCUAUCUUACCACAGAUUCGUUUCCUCUAUCAGGGCCGUGGUGUGCCAGCAUUUUUAGAGCAGGUCAUUAAAUUUAUCGGUGCUCAUUUCACCCCCGCCGCAUCUAGUGAGACCUAUCGGCCGACGGUCAUGUCAAACGUCAUGGAGCAAGAAGGGACUAUAGAAAAGGUACAAGCGCUUGUGCUACUGGCAAUUGUCCUUCAUUCGAGAAAUGAGCGCCCACAAGCUGGAGAGUGUCUUGCGACUGCUGUUGAUCUGAGCUUCGAACUCGGCAUGCACACGAGGGACUUUGCGAUUUUGAUGGGCGAAGGCGACCCAGUCAGAGAAGAGUGCCUAAGGCGCACCUGGUGGGAAUUAUUUAUUAUCGAGGGGAUGCUUACUGCACUCGGUGUCCAACCCGAGUUUCGCCUGAGCAAGGUACCUCUGGAGGUACCGCUUCCCUGUGAGGAUCGCAUAUACCAGGAAGGGUUGGUCCCUCCACCGCCUCCGACGAUAGCACAAUUCGACGACCGCGUCUUUGCCGACGAGGAGCGAGACUUUUCAUCCUACACCUACCGCAUAGAAGCGGCGCGAGUGCUCGGAAAAGUCGUAUCCAUCCAAGACAUGGUGGAAGGCCAACAGGAACAGGUCGAAUCUAUCGACGCCCGAAUCACGAGCUUUUUCCACCACCUCCCCGAAUCGAAAGCAGAGCUCCUCCGGCCAGAUGGUACAGUCGACGAGUUGAUGUUCCAAGCAAGAAUGGUCAUUAACGGCACCUCCAUCUACCUGCACUUCCCGCGGUCCGACCUCCUCUCAUCCCCCACCGUAGCUGCCGAAGUCAUCUGCGGCCACCACGGCCCGUGCUCAAUUCCAGCCUUCUCGCACCACUCCCACGCCAUGAAGGCCGUGAAGGCCGCAAGCGAAAUCUCCUCCCUAGCAUCCACCCCCAUGCCCGUCGUGAAGCACACUCCCUUCUUCAUCUGCUCUCUCGUUAUGUCCUCCAUCGUCCAACUCGCCGCCUGCUCCGUGAAAGCCGGCCAGAUGCCGGAUCCCAGCCGCGACAAGCUCUCGCUGACGAUAGGCGUGUUCAAGACAUUGUCGAAUACCUGGGCGAUCUCGCAGUCAAUCAUGCGGCAGAUCAAGGCUGUCGCGAGAGAUGUUAUGGAUAUGGGUCUGCGGCCGACGAUGGAUCAGAUUGAUCUGAAUACUGUCCUUGAUAAUAACGGCCGGUUCUGGCUUCCUGAUGUGCUUCCGAGGUAA
Aspergillus calidoustus is the source of this 1755-nucleotide messenger RNA. NCBI's taxonomy places the organism in Eukaryota, Fungi, Ascomycota, Eurotiomycetes, Eurotiales, Aspergillaceae. The record is from the annotation of a GenBank genome assembly.